This is a messenger RNA of Diaporthe citri, 1029 nucleotides long. RefSeq lists its product as uncharacterized. Gene Ontology annotation, biological process: triglyceride catabolic process; phosphatidic acid biosynthetic process. Gene Ontology annotation, cellular component: endoplasmic reticulum; lipid droplet. Lineage: Eukaryota; Fungi; Ascomycota; Sordariomycetes; Diaporthales; Diaporthaceae. The transcript has 4 exons. The coding region runs from base 1 to 1029 and encodes 342 amino acids. The record is from RefSeq and is a predicted model, not a curated record. Gene Ontology annotation, molecular function: acylglycerone-phosphate reductase (NADP+) activity; triacylglycerol lipase activity.
AUGGCGACUGCGGCGACUCAGAAGAAGACAGUCUUGAUCACAGGCUGCAGCACGGGAAGUAUCGGCUGGGCAUUGACAAAGGUCUUCCUUGAGCAUGAUUUUCACGUCUUUGCGGGGGUACGCGAUCGCUCCAAAGCAAAGGACCUGGCCGAGCUUAGCAACGUGGACCUCGUCGAGCUUGAUGUGACGGUGUCCGAAACUAUCUUGAAGUGCAAACAGCUAGUUGCGGAACGUACUGAUAGGAAGCUGGAUGUCCUUAUCAACUGUGCCGGAGUCGAGGGGGUCCGUCCUCUCCUGGACAUGGACAUGGAAUGGGCAAAGCAGGUGUAUGAAGUGAAUGUCUGGGGCCCUCUUGCUGUCACCCAGGCUUUUGCCCCUCUCGUCAUCAAGUCAAAGGGUAUUAUUGCCAACUUGAGCUCCAUCGGCGGCAAGAUCCCGAUGUGCUGGGCCGGUAUCUAUUCCAGCUCCAAGGCUGCAAUCGCACAGAUGUCGGAUACACUGCGGAUCGAGAUGGGCCCGCUGGGGGUGCGUGUCGUCACGGUGAUGGUCGGGUCUGCCAGUACAACGAUAUUCGACAAGCCUGGCGGCCAGCUCCACUUGCCCGAGACUUCAUACUACCGGUACCCCGGUAUUGAAGAGAUGGCGAACAAGCAACGGGCCGAGCACAAGAAUUCAUGCAUGUCCGUCGAUCAGCUCGCUCCGAAGCUAGUCAAAGGCAUUCUCACUGGGACCAAAGAUCCUCUCUGGGCUGGGACGUUUGCUACUGCGAAGGAUCUCGGACGCUCAUACUACGAGUCAAGCGACGUCUUUUUCCGAAUGUCGCACCUUUUUGGUCACUUCUUCUGGUUGGCCGAUUUUGUGUACAACUUGCCGCUUUGGGUGGCCCCAAAAAUCUUCCCAUCGCUCACAGAGCUGGCCAAGAAGCAACAGCAGUGGAUGGAUAUGGUAUAUGCGAUCAAAGAGUCGCCUGGUAUGUCUAAGGCCAAAGGAACCAUAUUUGAGGGGUAUUCUCAACCGGGGUUUGCCUGA